AUGUACAGUGACCAAUGUGGUGGUCAAAAUAGGAACAUAAAAAUGGCGCUUAUUUGCGACUUUAUAGCAACAUCGACAGAAUUUACUGUGAAUGAAAUUGAUCACAAAUUUUUGGUAUCAGGCCAUUCUUAUCUGCCUUGUGAUCAGGACUUUGGCAUAGUGGAAAAAGAAAAAAGUUUCAUAAAGAUAUAUUUUUACCUGUCCAUUGGAGUCCUAGAAAACAGCAUAACUAAUAGAAAAGUGUCUGAAAAUGAUUCAAAGAUAGAAUGGAUGAAAAUGCAAUGGCUUAGAUACACUUCUGAAAACAAGCACCGUUUUCAGUUUAAAUAUUCCAACUCAGAGGAUGUUUUAUUCAACUUUGUAAAUGUGUCAAAGCACAAGGCAGGUAAUCAAGUUAAUGCUUUACAACUGCUGUUCCCAAAUGGUAGACCGAUUGAAACAAAGAAGAAACAGGAUCUUAUAGAACUUCUUCUAUAUAUUCCUCACAUAUACCACCCAUUCUAUGAAGGUCCGAGUACUUCUGCUACAGCAGUUGAUGAACUAGCUGAGCAGGCCGAUAGAGAAAAUUUUGAUCCAAUCGAUGACGAAAACACUGAAGCAUAG
Messenger RNA from Psylliodes chrysocephalus, 603 nucleotides. The record is from the annotation of a GenBank genome assembly. Lineage: Eukaryota; Metazoa; Arthropoda; Insecta; Coleoptera; Chrysomelidae.